This is a messenger RNA of Postia placenta MAD-698-R-SB12, 1092 nucleotides long. RefSeq lists its product as hypothetical. The coding region runs from base 1 to 1092 and encodes 363 amino acids. The transcript has 2 exons. Gene Ontology annotation, cellular component: cyclin-dependent protein kinase holoenzyme complex; nucleus. The record is from RefSeq and is a predicted model, not a curated record. Gene Ontology annotation, molecular function: protein kinase binding; cyclin-dependent protein serine/threonine kinase regulator activity. NCBI's taxonomy places the organism in Eukaryota, Fungi, Basidiomycota, Agaricomycetes, Polyporales, Adustoporiaceae. Gene Ontology annotation, biological process: regulation of cyclin-dependent protein serine/threonine kinase activity.
AUGGCCGCUGUCUCAGGCCCCCCCGUCGCUCGCCAUCCGUCGCCCUUCCGCAGGGCAAGUAAGGUCGCGAGUUCGUCGAGAGCAGCGGCGCCCACGGCACAUGCGAUUGUGAGUCGCCCUCCCGACCCUUACUACGGGCACGAGGAGACCGCCAAGCUGUGCGGGCGAUUCGUCACCCACCUGUUCGCAUGUCCGGACCUGCCCCCCCUCUCGACGGCGCAGCCGCCUGCGCCGUCGCCGCCCCUCGCCUUGUUCAUCGCCUACGCCCUGCAUCGCACAAGGCUGCACGCCUCGGUGACGUUUGCCGCCCUGUACCUGCUCCAGCGGCUAAAAGCCCGGUUCCCCGCGGCGCGCGGGUCCUCGGGGCACCGACUCUUCAUCUCGGCCUUCAUGAUCGCCUCCAAGGUCAUCUGCGACGACACGUACUCGAACAAGAGCUGGUCCAUCGUCGGGCAGGGCAUGUUCGCGCUGCGCGAGAUCAACCAGAUGGAGCGCGAGAUGUGCAGCUACCUCGAGUGGCAGCUCAACAUCGACCCGAACGCGCUCAAGGAGUUCGAGCAGAAGGUGCGCCGCGACUUCAAGGGCCAGGGCCCGUACCCCACCUACGUCCUCCCCUCGCCCGCGCCCACGCCCGUCCCCGGCACGACGCCCUACUCGUCCUCGGGCGCGGUCUCGAUGCCGCCCACCUUCGCGCGCACCGGCGCCGCCGCCGCCGUGCCGUCCACGUCGCCGCCGAAGCCGAUCCCGCCGCCGAUGGCCGCGCCCACGGCGUACCCGUCCCCGCCGACGUCGCCCGACACGCCCGACACCCCGGAGGCGUCGUACUCGACGUCGACGUCGCCCGCGAGCACCGCGCCGCCGUCGACGCCGCCCGGGUACGUGGACGACACUGUGCGGAUCGUGUCGACGAGCACGAUGGGCGCGCCCGCGGCGAUCGCGCAUCGCAUACACAAGCCGGCGCCGGCGCCGUCGCUGUCGUCGGCGGCGUAUCCGCGCGUAGAGGCGCGCGAGGUGGAGUCCGCGUCCGCGCUGAAGAAGUCCGGCAAGUGCUCGAGCGAUCUGUUCGCGCGGGCGACGCCCUGCAUCUGGUAG